Messenger RNA from Spinacia oleracea (spinach), 1590 nucleotides. RefSeq names its product eukaryotic initiation factor 4A-3. Gene Ontology annotation, molecular function: RNA helicase activity; nucleic acid binding; ATP binding. The transcript has 8 exons. Bases 139 to 1362 code for a protein of 407 amino acids. The record is from RefSeq and is a predicted model, not a curated record. NCBI's taxonomy places the organism in Eukaryota, Viridiplantae, Streptophyta, Magnoliopsida, Caryophyllales, Amaranthaceae.
UUUGCAACCCAAAGAAAACAUAAUUUGCCAUUUUGCCAUUUUGCCCUAUAAUUGUCAUACACACAACAAGAAGACACCGCGAGCCGAGAGAAAAUCCCCCAACCCCCAGCAAAACUCAACCUUGAAAAGGCGGCAAAAAUGGCGUCAGGCUCGGUGGUGCCGGCAAACAGAGGGCGGAGAAACCACACCGAAGACGAGAAGCUACAGUUCGAGGCGACAGAAGGCAUCGAACCAAUAACCAGCUUCGAAAGAAUGGGGAUUAAAGACGACCUUUUGCGCGGGAUCUUUGCUUAUGGAUUUGAGAAGCCGUCUGCAAUUCAACAGAGGGCUGUUAUGCCGAUUAUUCAAGGUCGUGAUGUUAUUGCCCAAGCCCAGUCUGGUACUGGAAAAUCUUCCAUGAUUUCCCUUGCUGUUUGUCAGAUGGCUGAUACUUCUACUCGAGAGGUCCAAGCAUUAAUCUUGUCGCCCACUCGGGAGCUGGCUACUCAAACAGAAAAAGUAAUAAUGGCCAUCGGUCUCCACAUGAAUAUACAAGCUCAUGCAUGCGUUGGAGGGAAAAGUGUGGGCGAGGAUAUCAGGAAAUUGGAGUACGGAGUUCAUGUUGUUUCAGGAACCCCAGGUAGAGUUUGUGAUAUGAUCAAGAGGAGAACACUAAGAACCCGAAAUAUCAAGCUCUUAAUUCUUGAUGAGUCUGAUGAGAUGUUGAGCAGAGGUUUUAAGGACCAAAUUUAUGAUGUAUAUCGUUACCUUCCACCAGAGCUUCAGGUUGUGCUGAUCUCUGCCACUCUCCCCAAUGAAAUUCUGGAGAUUACCAGCAAAUUUAUGACAGAUCCUGUUAAAAUCCUUGUAAAACGUGAUGAAUUGACUUUAGAGGGCAUCAAGCAAUUCUUUGUUGCGGUUGAGCAGGAAGAUUGGAAGUUCGAUACCCUUUGUGAUCUUUAUGAUACUCUCACAAUUACUCAAGCCGUGAUCUUCUGCAAUACUAAACGGAAGGUGGAUUGGCUGACUGAGAAGAUGCGCAACAAUAACUUCACUGUUUCAUCAAUGCACGGAGAUAUGCCACAGAAAGAGCGCGAUGCUAUAAUGAAGGAGUUCCGUGAUGGCGACACUCGUGUUUUGAUCACAACAGAUGUUUGGGCACGUGGAAUUGAUGUCCAGCAGGUUUCAUUGGUUAUCAACUAUGAUUUACCUAACAAUCGUGAACUUUAUAUUCAUCGGAUUGGUCGCUCUGGUCGUUUUGGACGCAAGGGUGUUGCUAUUAACUUCGUGAAGAAGGAUGACAUCAGGAUUCUAAGAGACAUUGAGCAAUAUUACAGUACCCAAAUUGAUGAAAUGCCGAUGAAUGUGGCUGAUUUGAUAUGAGGUCGGUCAUCUUGUGCAUUAGUAGUGUGGUUGAAUGUGACUGAUUUCUUAUCUUAUGCCUGGGAACUGGGUGCGUUCGUGUGAGUGUGGCGAUGAGCUGCUAUGUUUGUGGAUUGAUCGGUUUUCAGUCUUUUAUCCUGUAAUGAUAGUAGUAAACACUUGUGUUAUUCUUACACUCUGUUUUGAUAUGUUAUUAUUAUUAUUAAGAUUUUUUGCUUUUGCUCCAAA